Aaosphaeria arxii CBS 175.79 is the source of this 402-nucleotide messenger RNA. RefSeq names its product CMD-domain-containing protein. Gene Ontology annotation, molecular function: peroxiredoxin activity. Lineage: Eukaryota; Fungi; Ascomycota; Dothideomycetes; Pleosporales. The record is from RefSeq and is a predicted model, not a curated record. Bases 1 to 402 code for a protein of 133 amino acids. The transcript is spliced from 2 exons.
AUGGCACCAUCAUCACCAUCCGAGAAGGCCAUCAUUGGUGCACAAAGGGCACAAGCUUUCCUUGGACCAAAAGUACUGAACCGAAUUCAGCAAUCAGCGCGCAGCGACCUCCCCACUGAGGUCAGCUCUCAAUACAUAGCGGAGGUCUGCUUUUCCGGCUAUGCAAACGAAGCUCUUACUUUCAGGGAGCGCUCGAUCUUGAACAUGGGCAUGAUGAUUGCCCUUAAUCGGACACCUGAGCUUCGCAUCCACAUUGGGGCAGCACUACAUAAUGGAUUGUCUCAGGAGGAGGUGGUAGAAGUCUGUCGGCACGCAAUGGUGUAUUGUGGGGUCCCUGCCGGAAGAGAGGCGCUGUCUGUAGCGAGUGAUAUCUUUGCUACUGCACAAGAAGCACAUAUCUGA